AUGGCAUCUGCACAACCAUUACCCAGAAGAAAAAGGUUCAUACCUAAGUACGACGUAGAAGGUGUUUACAAAGUGAUAAUUGGAGAAGAAACGCAAAUACAAAUAGAUAUGGUGAUUGGAACUCAUAUUAAUGCUCAAUAUCCCUGGAAGUUAGUAAGUAAAGAUAAAAUUUUGGAAACAAUUGAUGUAGGAGGUGAAUUAUCAGAGUUUUUUCCAAUAAAAGACGCCUUACUUAAAUAUCCAGAACCAGAUGUGCUUAUGGGGUAUAUUGUGGAUGAGUCUACUGACGUCGAUGAAUUUUAUGUUUGUUGUACUACAGAAGCUAGAGAUCAUUGUAAACAACAAUCUGACAGAUUUAUCAAAAGACAAGAAAAAAAGCUAGAAAAGGCCGUCCAAAAAAAGCCAAGACCGUGGAAAAGUCUUGGAAGUGAAACUGAAAUAAUAGAGUUAUUACCUAUUAAUACAAGACCUUUAUUAGAAAUAGAAAUAAAGGCCAAGUUUCCUAAAGAAUAUCAACCUCAAAAAUUUACAGUAAGAGACACAAGCCAGGUGCGCGAUGGUUUUAUAGAACUUACACCAUACAGACAGAAAUUUAAUAACGUCUUCCGACGUAGAGUCGAUUGCGCGAUACAAGCUGCUCCACCAAAAGUUCACAAUGUUGCCCAAACCGUGCUUAAAUACCCUCAAAAUAUGUGGACCCAAUCAAUAGCAGAUGCAAUGGGUGCUAUGGAGGAUACUGAAGCUGGUGGGGAUACAGCUGUUGAAAAAACAGAAGAAAUUAAGGAAGAGGUAAAAAGUUCAGACGAUGAAGAAGAAGAGACAGUUAAGGAGCCUGUUGAUGAAGUUGGUUUGUUAGCAUUUAAAAAUGCAUUACAACGCAUGCGCCGUGCUUCCUAUGUAAAAAAAAUUAACACUUUUAUGGACAAUAAACAAAGUGAAAUGGAUUCUGUAAUAGAACUCAAUACCGUCAUGGAUAUGUAUUGUAAUGACUACCCAAAUUUACUCGCUAAAAAAACUGUUGAUAUUUAUGACACAAUGACUUUUGAGGAAUACGUAUGUUUUACUGACGUUAGAGCUAAAGAUAAAUAUAUUUCUUCUGCCGUGUUCCAUCCAAUGUGGUCUGGUAUCGUUGCCAUUUGUUACUCAGAUGGAUCCCCAACAGUGAUGAAAACACUUAGCUCGCGUCCGGAUCCCAUUCAAAGAGCCGUCUAUGGUCUAAAUCCUGUAUUAAUAUGGAGUCAUAUAGAUAGUUUACUACCCAAGCUAUACCUAGAAUCUCCAAGAGAAGUAAAAGUAUUGUCUUUUUGUCCAUUUGAUGAGAAUAUAUUAAUUGGUGGCUGUGUUAAUGGACAAAUAGUUAUAUGGGAUAUACAACAUAAAUUAGAAAAUGUUGAGAAAAUAGAAGUUCUUAGUGAAAAAAGAGAGAAAUAUAGAAUAGCCAUGAAUGCUCAUAUGGGCUGGAUGAAAAAUGUACAUGAUGAUACAAUAGUUCAAUCAACAGUUUUAAGUAAUUUGAUGACUAGUCACUACGGACCUGUAACAUCAAUUAAUUGGCUAUCUCCAAAUUUUUCCGUAACACCUACUGGAAAAACUCAUUUAUUAACUGAUAAUAAAAAAUCCCUUAUAUUUUUUACGGGGUCUGAAGACGGUUUAAUACUAAUUUGGAAUUUAUCUGUUGAAAAUGUUACACUUUUUGAAGGAAAAAAAGUGAAGAAAUCUAAGCGAGUACUUAAAAGACCAUCUGGUCUUAUGGUUGAUUUUUCACCAUUUAAAAUUUUGGAUCGGAACUUACAACCUUGUUAUAAAAUUGUUUUAGGAGUUGCGGGUCAACCUCAAUCUUUACCACUACAAAGUUUUGGAAUGAAUUGUCCUGUGAUAAAAUAUACCUAUGUACCAAAAAAUACUGGGACUGGAAGAAAAUACUUCACGUCUGAGAUUAUCCCUCAAGGAGAAUUUGAAAUAAAUACAAUUUUGUAUUGUGGAUCUCAACACGGUGAAUUAGCUAGAGUUACGUGGGAAGGUCAUGAAUUCAAUACUGGUGAAAUAGUUAACUCGGAGUAUUGUGAUAUAGUAUUUAGUUGUCACAUACAUGAUGGUAUUAUAUCCCGUUGUCAGAAAAAUCCGUUUAUUAAUAAUAUAACAUUAACUGUUGGAGGUAAAAUUUUUGCUAUUUGGUCUGAUAAACUUAAUGAUAGACCUUUAAUAUGGAAAAAGCGUCCAUCAAGGCUUACAGAUUGUGCUUGGUCUUUAUAUAAACCAAGCUUACUAUUUAUAACUACUUCUGAGGGUGACUUAGAAACUUGGGACUUACUUCUUAGAAGCGAUUUACCUAUAGCCGUGCAAACUUUAUCAGGAAAUAUGCUUACUAGUGUAAGCUUACACACUUUACCAAUAGCUAAAAAUAUUAUUGGAGUAAGUGACAUAAAUGGAUCAUUCAGGAUGUUUUUAUAUCCCCCAAUAUUUAUGAUUGAAAAUCCUACUUAUAUAGGUCGAAUGGAAAGCAUGAUAAUACGGGAACUUAAAGUAUUGAAAACUUUCAUUUCGUGGCAAGAAGAAUGGAUGCGUAAUAACCCAGAAAUAUUAUUAGAAAUAAGAAGAAAAGAGGGAGAACUGAUGGCCAUUAAAGAAGAAGAAAAACGAAAGUUAAGGGAGGAAGAGGAAAAACAACUGGAAGAAGAAGCAGAAGCACGUCGGCAGCAAAAAUUAAAAGUAUUAGGUCCAGAAGAAAGAUGGCAAAAGAUUAUUCAAAAGCUUAUAGAAAAAACUAUAGCCGUUAAGAAAAGAAUAAACAGAGCAGAACUUAUCGAACAUGAAAAACCCCUUAGAGAAUUAGAAGCACAAAGGUUAGAAAAGGAACGCAGAAUGCUUGAAAUUAUGAAAAAUCAAAAAACUAUUUUCAAUGACACCGUAGCCAUAUUAUUUCCUGAAGCUAUUAAAAAAGAAGUUAAAGUAAAAAAGAGCUACCUAGGUGAUAACAAGAAAACAUUAAAGAGGUCUUAUUUAGAAAAUUACGACAAUUUAAAGAAUACAGCAAAUGUAACAGUUCGUAGACAUCCAUAUAAAAUAGAUUUUUCUUGGGAAAAUACCUUAGCUGAAGGCAAAGAAAGGCGACAAGCAUUGAACGCCCAUGAUGAUUUUAUAAAAAUACAUAAAGCAAGAAUAGACGAAGAAGGCAAAGAGACGCUUACAUUACCAUCGGUCUUAAGCACAGCUGUAACUGAGGAAGAUGAGAAUCUUGAAAAUGAGGAAGAUGAGGAUUGA
This is a messenger RNA of Danaus chrysippus (African queen), 3261 nucleotides long. Lineage: Eukaryota; Metazoa; Arthropoda; Insecta; Lepidoptera; Nymphalidae. The record is from the annotation of a GenBank genome assembly.